AUGUCAGCAGAGAGCAUUGAAAGACAGAAAUUUGCUAAAUUUAAUGAAGAAUAAGUUCUUGAUAAUCAAGAUUAGUCUACGACAACUUAGUUUAAAUAAAGUAGCAAUGCUCUUUCCACAACUUCUGCUUUCACUGAAAACAAUUGUAAGAUCAAACCAAUUAAAACUUAAAGUAUUUUUAAAAUAUAUCUAAUUAGGAAGUCUCUUGACUCUAACCCCGUAAAUCAGUUAAAGGAGAGGUUCUCAAUCUUUGGCAGACCAUACUAUGAGAAAUGACGAUGGCGUACAUAUAUUUUUCAAAUAUUAGCAAUUUGCAUAAAACCAUUAUGAUAAAAAAUGUCUCUAUAUGAUAUAUUGGUAUGAUUCCAAUAUUGAUCAUAAAUAUGAGAUCCCAAUCAAAACUAAUAACUUUUAAAUCACAAUUGGAGAUCUCAUUUAACUAGCGAUAGCUUAAUUUAAUGAUUAAAAUGAAUAUUUACAAACUCCAUUUUCAUCAGAUGUAAAUAAUUAAUAUUUGUAUGAAUUGUACAUUCCAAAAAAGAAAAAAGGAACUCCUAAUGAAGAUUUUCCAUGUAAUUGUUCAUUCAAAUUUUAGCCUUUGCCAAUUCAACCAUGCUAUCCUAAACAAAUCAAACAGAGUUCUCUCUUAAAGCUACUCAAAAACAAUCGAAAUAUUCAACUAGCCUUUCCAAUUCCAAGCACUCUUCUGCAAUCAAGCAAAAUGAAAAAUAAGGAGUAGGNAAGGAAUAUCUAUUUUAAUAAAAUUUAGAUCUCAUUCAAUAAAGAAAAGAAGCCUUUUUUAAAUCAAAUAGCAACAAGCAAUCAUUUAAUAGUAACUCUUAAUUCUCUACUGCAUUAAAUACUCAUUCAGCCUCUCAUAAAUAUAAGUUGUCACUAGAAAGCAAUUUCGAUUAAAUUAGUUUUUAAUUAAAUACUGCUAGAUGA
Molecule: messenger RNA, 945 nt
Organism: Paramecium octaurelia
Lineage: Eukaryota; Ciliophora; Oligohymenophorea; Peniculida; Parameciidae
Source: the annotation of a GenBank genome assembly